Messenger RNA from Passer montanus (Eurasian tree sparrow), 8278 nucleotides. It is a transcript of the gene ARHGEF4, whose product is annotated as Rho guanine nucleotide exchange factor 4. Lineage: Eukaryota; Metazoa; Chordata; Aves; Passeriformes; Passeridae. The record is from RefSeq and is a predicted model, not a curated record. The transcript has 16 exons. Gene Ontology annotation, molecular function: protein binding; guanyl-nucleotide exchange factor activity. Gene Ontology annotation, biological process: intracellular signal transduction. The coding region runs from base 34 to 6882 and encodes 2282 amino acids.
AGUAGUGCUGUUGAAGAGCUGGAUUUGGGACAAAUGUACCUUACCUGUUUGCCUGAGCAAUAUAUGAGAGUGAAACUCACUCAGACAGUGUACCUGAUAUGCUGGCUGUUGUUGAAACUCUGCAAGAAAGCCUAUGAGAAAAGACUGUCUGCUUCUAAAAAGGAGUGCCAAGGAAGUGCUGUAAGAAGGACUGCUGGGGGAACAGAAGAGAGUACUUCUGAGAAGACACAAUGUCACACUGAGACCCCACAGCCAGUUGAAAACUACAUCAGUGAAGGAGAGUUUGAAGACGAUCUGAGUUCUUCUACCCCGAGCACAACGGAGCUGGAGGUCCGUGGAUCCAGCCAAGAAACAGAUGAAGAUUAUUUUGAAACCGUGUCACAUCAGAGUGGAUCUUUGUCAGAUGUAAAAACUGAGCCUUAUGAGAGUGCAUCAGACACAGAAUCCCUUUCCAGUGACAUAACUGGGAAUGCUUGUUCAGAUUCAAACUGCCUGUUUACUGGAAAAAAACCCCUGUGCUGUAAUCUUCCCAAAGAAAAGGCAGAAACCUUCCAUGAACUGAAGUGCUCCAGGCAACCAGAGUUCACCCAGCACAUACAGCUGGAAUUGUCCUCCAAAAUAAAAGAAGCACCAAGCAAAACUGGAUUUUGCAUCCAGUUUGCAGACUUAGAGGGUGAAGAAUUGGGUGAUGAAGAGCAAACGUUAUCCAGUGAUAUUUCCAUCACAGAGAGCCAAGUCUAUGAAGAGAGCAUUUUAUCACAGGCAAAGAGAAAGUCUGUAAGAGCACUGCAGAGUAAGGCACAGUUAGAAAGCAGGGAAGUGCAGUCCUGUACCAACUCAGUACUAACAGAAAAUGAUGUUGCAAGACUGAAGGAACACCCUGCAGUAUUUAGCAUUGCUUGUUUCAAAGCAAACUCAGAAAGUUGUUUGAUUUUUCCUGAGGUAAAGCAGUUUUCCUUCCGGUCAGAUGCAGCACCAAGCUGUAGUUUGCCUAAUCUUCAUUUUGAAACAAAUGGGCCUAACUGUAAAAGUGACACUGAGACAUCUGACUGUAAGUGUGAAUUAGAGUCUAUGUCCAGUAUAAAAUGCUGCAGGAGGUAUUCAGCUGACAGUGAGGACACUACAGGUAAAAGGAUAAAACAUGGAAGUACAGAGACCAUGUUGACAUCAGAUUCACUCUUCUACCAGAGUUGCUUCAACACAAAAUCUUGGCUACCACAAAAAAGGUCAGAGAUUACAGAAAGUAAAGCAUGGCACAGUGUACCUGAAAACAUCAGUGCUCAAAGGGAGACAGAAUGUGUGGUAAGCUGUAUUCACCCAACAGACAAAUUUAGAUGGUCAUGCUCCAGAAUACAUCUUCAAGAGCUGGAUUUUGAAUACACUUGGAAAAACUUAGGAAGGGUGACUGUAAGUUCUGAAAAGGCUAUAGAAAUAGAGGGCCAGUUUGGCAUAAAAAAAUCUUUUCUUGAUACUGACACAGAUUCAAAGGUGUGUCAGGUUUCCCAGCCAGCAGCCUCUCCCCUGUGCAUUGAUCAUUAUUUGCACUCUAAAUCAGAGACGUGUGGCCUUAGCCCAGAGCCAGCUGGUACUUGUGCUGACAGCUUAACAUGGAGUGAUGCUUGUGAGGACAAUCCAAUCCAAAAGGAGACAUCCUCUUCCCUGGAUUGUGAUCCAGGGAUCAUAAAUGCUGAGGAACUUACACAAAACAAUGAGUACAAAGCUGAAGGAGAUCUGGAAGCUAGCAGAUUCCCAUGUGAUAUUGGUGUGGAAUCGGACACUGAGAGCCCUGCAGCUUCACAUGCAGCUGUUCCUGCUGGUGUGGAAAGCAGAGACUGGGAUUGCUCUGUAAACUGUGUUUCCAGUAGUGGAAUACAGCACAACCAUUUGAAGGAGAAUGGCCUUGAAUCUGAGCUGUCAGAUACACAGAUUAUGGCAGGGGAAAGAUGGGCAGAUGAUUCUUCUGAUCUUGACUUUGGUUGGAAAGUCCUGGAAACUGCAACGCAGCCAGAUGGCAGUGACAGAGGGGCAGAGCAUGGAGAGUCAGUGCAGCAAAAUACAAAUUGCAAAACUGGUGCCUUGAGGAGCCACUCAGAGCUAGGAACAAAUGAACAUCCUACUCAUAAAGGAAUGGAUGAAGAGAGUGUCUUUGCUGUUGAAAGGACCCUCAGAUCAGAUUAUAUAAGGCAGGGAAAGGAUUUAAUGACUGCUCCAGAAUUAAAGCCAGCCCUAAUUAUAGUCCCUGUGGAAGAGAAAGGAUUACAGUCCAAAGCACUGAAUGAUAACCUUCCUACUGAAGUGGUAGCUGAAACAUUGGGAAAUGCAGUGAGCAAGGAUUUGAUGUCUCCUCAUACUGUCAGUAAAGCUCAUGGUGAGCCAGAGAGAGUUCUGAGUGGAUUCUGUAACUGUGAAGAACAAAUUCUGGCCACCCACCCCAUUCCUGGCAGUGCAGAGGUACUUUCUGGUAGGGAUACAGCUGAAGUAAAAACAGAAAUUUCAGAAGAGAACAGAGAGAAAACAGAAGCAGUUUCAUCCUUAGGGCUCACCUGUAGUAAUUCUGCUGUAGCAAGUGCAAAAUUGGAAUUCAGGAAUGUUGCUGUACCACUAGGCAGUGAUAUGCUUCCUGCAGAAAUUCAGACAGAUCCAUGUGAAAAACCACUUGUAUGUGAAAAAUCCCCCAGUGGGAGAGGUGUGAAGCUCUCUGAGGAUGAGCACUGCAGAGCAAGGCCACUGGUGACUGGAGCAGUGACACUGGAAACCAGCAGCAGUGUAAGCAGUGUGUGCCAGGGAGCUAGGGCUGGUGUCAGCCUUGAAGGGCCCAGCACUGUAAAAUCACAGGGUAGAAGUGGUGUGAUGGUCUUUGAGGAAGGGCCCUGCAGAACAAAGAGGGGUUUUGAAUUCAGGAGAGAACAGUUUGGAAGGUCAGGCUUUAGAAACCCUGGAAGAAGCAAUGACCAGAUGUCUAAGGAAGAGGAAUUCAAAGCAUAUCGAAGCACAGAGGGAGGUUUGAAUAUUACCAGGGCAGUGACACUGGAAAUGAGCAGCAGUAUGAGCAGAUUGUGGCAGGGAGAUGGUGCUGGUGUCAGCCUUCACUGGCCCAGCAUGGUCUCUGAACAAGCAGUAAGCAGGCGAGGAAAGGAAAGCUGUAAGGGCUCAAAGGAAGAAACAGGUAUUUGUGAAGAACCCUCUCCUAGGGAAGGAAAGGAGGGCUCUCCUGCAGAAGACACCUCUAGCCCCAGCAAAGACAGUGCACUCAGUCUGGAUGUGUCUGAUGUCUUUGAUGAGCCUCUGAACAGGGAGACCCACAGCACUUUCAUGCUGGGCCUGGACAAUGUAAGUACCUGCAGCACCAACAGCGAGGAACUGGAUGAGAACCCAUCCCACAUCCUGGGCAGUAACAGCAAUAUUCAUAAAGCUGUACAAAAGCCAACAAGGAAUGAGUAUAGUGGGAAAGCUUCCAGGUUUUUAGUAUUCCCAAAAAUGACAUCUUUCAGGAAAACUAAGCCUGUCUCCUGGGAAAAUCAGGGAAGCAGCAAUAUCUUUGGCACCAAGGCAAAGAUGGAAGAACUUGAUGUUGGGAAAGAUGAUGAAGACACUGCAAGUUUACUGUCUUUCAAAAGUUGUUCAUCUGGUUUAGUCUUCCACAGGAAGGAAAGCUACACCUCUGAGUACUCUGAUGAUGAUGAUUUAUUUUAUGAGAGACCUGCAGGAUUUUUCAACAGAUUGAGCCUGAGAAAGGCCUCUGGCUCUGGUCGGAUACUGAUGGAAGAUGCAGAUCGACAAGUUCCAGGUUCAUCUGAAAACAAUGACACUGAACCUGUGGAGCAUUCAGGGAUUAGAAAAUCAAUUCCUGAAAAUGAACACAAAAGAAACAAAACCCCUGAGGGUAAGAAGUUCAGGACAAGGUUGGCCUUGGCGCACAAAUCCCUCUCAAGCUUAUUUGAGUCCAAAUGUCCAGAAAAGGAGAACACUGAGCAAAGCUCAAAAGCAUCAGUAAAAAAUGAAAAGGAGAAAGUCAAACUUCGCCAGAGUGCCUGGAAAGCUUUUCUAAAGAGCAAGGAGGCAGAUGGACUAAAAAGGCCUGUCUUAGUAAGUUUAUCAUCCACACAGGAGAGUCUUAAUGCAACUGAUGGCCACGUGUUAACACCACUAGAGCGACAGUAUAGCUCCAAUAGACACACUUAUUUAAAAACAGAAACAGAUAAUGGCUCCUCAACAGACUCCAACUAUUUUGACAGCUCUGUGGAGCCUGUUGAUGUCUCUUCACCUGCACGUAUGUGGAGAAGACGAAUACAGUCCCAUGACUUGGGUAUCAGAUACUCACAGAGUUCAGACUGUGAUGAACAGCAGGAGGUUCUGAGCAACAGUUUAAAUACUUCUCUAGAGGAAUACUGGAUGAAAUCUCCAUUUAGCCCCACUGACUUGCAGUUGGCAUUUAGUCAGUCAAGUCCAUCAUGCCCCCAGCUCUCCAGUUCUGAUGGUAAAGACAUGCCUUGUAGGCCCAUGAGUCCCAAACCUCAGAGUUCACGAUCCACUUCUCAGCACAAGAACUUGCGUUACCCUGGGCGAGUUUGUGCCGCUUCUAUGAUCUCUCUUGGGACCAGCUCUGGAGUGGAAAGCAGUCUGGAGGCUCCUGAGAGGCCAAAGACACUGAAACCCAGAGGAAGUCUCUUACACUCGUUGGAUGACUUCCAGAGGGAUGACAGUGGCAUAAGCAGCCAAUCCCAGAUCAGCUUAACUACAGCUUCUUCCAUUAGUGACAUGCUCCGAGAUGAGUUUGUAAAACAGGAGUCUAAACAGCCAUGUCAAACAGCAGCUGGGAAGAGGCCAAGUAAGAAAUGGGUUCCCCAUCGCAAAAGGAGGCCUCCCCGGGUCCCACCAUGCCCUGUCUCCACCCUGGAGAGCAGAGCCUGCAGGCUCUCCUUCCCUGCUCCAGAUGAAAAAGCCAAGGAGAUGCCAGAGAGGAGGAGGAAGAGACCCAAACCCCUCUAUAAAUGCUUCAGCUUCGAUGAUGUUUGGAUGGAGAGGAAUCAAAAAAGGAAGCUAGAGAAGGAGACACAGCCAGAGGGAGGGGUUCAAUUGCAACAUCUCCCACAGGACCCCUCAAAAGCUGGAGUAAGUCCAUCCACCACAUCUCCUGUUGCCUUUGACAUCCUGCCACUGAAGCUGCAUCCCUUUUCCCAGAGCACGCCGACAGGCCUGGACUGCGUGGGCUGGAAACGGCGCGUCUCCGCUCCCGUGAUCACUGAUGGAGGCCUGGACAAGACAGCCCUGACGGACGAUGUGGGGAGCGAGGAGGAUCUGUACGAGGAAUUCCGCAGCUCCAACCACCGCUACGGCCACCCCGGGGGCGGCGGCGAGCAGCUGGCCAUCAACGAGCUCAUCAGCGAUGGCAGUGUGGUGUACGCAGAGGCCCUCUGGGACCACGUCACCAUGGACGACCAGGAGCUGGGGUUCAAGGCCGGAGACGUCAUCGAAGUAAUGGAUGCCACCAACAAGGAGUGGUGGUGGGGGAGGAUUCUGGACAGUGAGGGCUGGUUUCCAGCCAGCUUUGUUCGGCUGCGGGUGAACCAGGAUGAGCCCAUGGAAGAUUAUCCCCUGAAGGUGGAGGGGGGCAAAGAGGACUUUGGGAUGGGCCAGACCACCAAAGACCAAAUGAGGACCAACGUCAUCAACGAGAUCAUAAGCACAGAGAGAGACUACAUCAAGCACCUGAAGGACAUUUGUGAGGGUUACAUUAAGCAGUGCCGCAAGAGAGCCGACAUGUUUACAGAAGAACAGCUGAAGACAAUCUUUGGGAAUAUUGAGGACAUCUACAGGUGCCAGAAGAAAUUUGUUAAAGCACUAGAGAAGAAAUUUAACAAAGACCACCCACAUUUGAGUGAGGUUGGCUCAUGCUUCUUGGAAUAUCAAACAGAGUUUCAGAUCUACUCCGAGUACUGCAACAACCACCCCAACGCGUGCCUGGAGCUGUCGCGCCUCGCCAAGGUGAACAAGUACGUUUACUUCUUCGAGGCCUGCCGCCUGCUGCAGAAGAUGAUCGACAUCUCCCUGGAUGGCUUCCUGCUCACCCCCGUGCAGAAGAUCUGCAAAUACCCCCUGCAGCUGGCCGAGCUGCUCAAGUACACCAACCCCCAGCACAGGGAUUUCAAGGACGUGGAGGCUGCCCUGAAUGCCAUGAAGAACGUGGCUCGGCUCAUCAACGAGAGGAAGCGGCGCCUGGAGAACAUCGACAAGAUCGCUCAGUGGCAGAGCUCCAUAGAGGACUGGGAGGGAGAAGAUGUCCUAGUCAGAAGCUCGGAACUCAUCUAUUCUGGGGAAUUAUCCAAAAUCUCCCACCCUCAAGCCAAGAGCCAACAGAGGAUGUUCUUCCUCUUCGAUCACCAGCUUGUCUGCUGCAAGAAGGACCUUCUGCGCAGGGACAUCUUGUACUACAAGAGUCGGAUCAACAUGGAUGACAUGGAAAUACUGGAUGUGGAAGAUGGCAAAGACAAGGACUUCAAUAUCAGUGUGAAAAAUGCAUUUAAGUUGCACUGCAGAGACACUGAGGAAGUCCAUUUAUUCUGUGCAAAAAAGCCUGAGCAGAAACAGCGCUGGCUGAAGGCAUUUGAGAAUGAGAGGAGGCAGGUGCAGCUCGACCAGGAGACAGGAUUUUCCAUCACGGAGGUGCAGAAAAAGCAGGCAAUGCUGAAUGCCAGCAAGCAGCACCAUGCUGGGAAGCCCAAGGCUGUCACCAGGCCCUACUACGACUUCCUGAUGCGGCAGAAGCACCCCACCCUGCCCACCACGCUCCCUCAGCAGCAGGUCUUCAUGCUGGCAGAGCCCAAGCGCAAGCCCUCGAACUUCUGGCAGAACAUCAGCAGGCUGACACCCUUCCGGAAAUAGGGGCAGCCCCGUGUUUGUGCCUGAACCCCUUCUGAGAAAGCACUUUAUCCGUCACUCCUGGCAGGUGGAGCCCAGGCUCAUCCAGCCCUGUGUUUACAGAGGAUGGCACAGGUGCUCCUGCCUCCCCUAUUUAUUUUGCAGCCCUGCUGACCCGCUGGCUCCGGGGUGAGGCCGCGUGGGCCAGCCCUGCAGUGCCCAGCAGCAGAGCUCCAGGAGCGUGCAGCAGGGAGCUGGACAGGCUGCAGCCCCAGAGAUUUACCUUGUCAGCUCUACUUGGACUCACUCGUCCCGCUGUGCCCACUAUGCUGGCUGGCAGCUGCCACAGGGGAGGGCAGCUGAUGGACCCGCUGGCCCCGUGGCCACUGCCCUGCUCAGAACAACAGUUCGGAGUCCGUGACGAGGAGGGAUGAACCCUUCUGCUCUGCCCAGCCCAUGCCCUGCAUUUCUCAGAGCUGUGAUCCUCCUCCACGUGUCCAACGCACUCAGCAGCCUCUGCAGGCCCUCAGAGCACAGUGAGCACUGCACUGUGACCUCCUCCUCCCUUUAGUGCAACAGCACCGCUGAAAGGUGUCCUACAUUAAACUGUGCCAACCUGCAGCAUGAGUCAAGUUGAAGAAUCUCUCUAGUGGGUUUCAGUUACAUAAGUUAGAGAAAAAUGUGCCUAAUUAAUACCAUACUCAAUUCUUUAAAUUCUCGUCUCUCCAUCAUUCUGCCAUAUUUCCUGGCCAAUGAAAAUGCUCAUUGUUUGUAAUGUGUUUAUUUAUGGUAAAAAUCAGAACUGUGUAUUUUGUAAGUCUGUAAUUGUUCUUGUCAGAUGUUGUUAACUUGAUGCCUGUUUUGUCUGUUUAAUUUUUCUUUUCUUUUUUUUUUUAAAGAAAGGUCAAUAUUUGCAAACCUAGCUCCCAGAAGUCAGAGUCUGCUGUUCAACUCUGCAAUGUCAUUGUUAUGCAAACUCCCACAGACCCUCAAAUUCAAGGAGUGUUACUGACACUUUUAAAAAUGGAAAACCACUUGAUAAAGGCCUAAAUUUGGCAUAAGGAGCCUCACUUUAAGUACCCAAGUUUCAAUGGUGGCCAAAAAGAAUGAAUUUAAACCUUGGUUAGCAAAAAGAAAGAUUUGCCUUACCAUAGUGAGAGUUAGAAGCCAUACUGACUGAAUUCCCUAGAUUAGGAGACAUCCUGUGACAGUGGAAGGAAGACACUGGCUCAUUCCAGCUCAGGUGUGAGUGAACACUGCAGAGCUCAGAAAUCCAGUGUUUGUUGAUGCUGUAGCUGACCAAAGUCUGGUCAUCCAGGGAUAUCUGAAUUCAGUAGCAUGUACAAAGUCCUUCUUGCACUAUAUCUUCCCCCCAGACCAGGGGCAACAUUUAAUUUCAUAAAGAAACUUGUAAAAGUGA